AUGUUUAAUAACAAUUCAUCAUCUCAACGUUCAUCUCUUCAGAGUAAUGAUAGCCGUCGUGAUUCAACAACAGGUUCAUCACGUAUACUUUCACCGAUUGCUUUUUUCCAUGAUGGUAUUACAAUAAAUGAUGUUGAUUUACGUUAUAAUAUAACUGGAAUACAAAGACGAGCACAAGCUAUAGCAACAGCUCCACGUCGAAAUAGAUAUGAUGAUGAUGAUAAUGAUGAAGAUAAUGCAAAAAAGAAAAUUUUUUUUGGAUUUGUAAACACAAUAGCUGUUCCAAUUCCUACGCCAUCAGUACCUCAACAAACCCAGUCAUUACCUAAAAUACAAUCAGACACGAAUCUUAUGCCUAAUUUUCGUGUUAAUCCAACAAUACGUUAUGAAAGUUCAGAAUUUGAUUAUCUAUAUGGUAAUAAUUCACAACGAAAUCGAUUUUCAUCUGAAUCUUUACCAUGA
This is a messenger RNA of Rotaria sp. Silwood2, 462 nucleotides long. The record is from the annotation of a GenBank genome assembly. Lineage: Eukaryota; Metazoa; Rotifera; Eurotatoria; Philodinida; Philodinidae.